This is a messenger RNA of Xylaria bambusicola, 1113 nucleotides long. RefSeq lists its product as uncharacterized. The transcript is spliced from 2 exons. Gene Ontology annotation, molecular function: zinc ion binding; DNA-binding transcription activator activity, RNA polymerase II-specific. Gene Ontology annotation, biological process: regulation of transcription by RNA polymerase II. Bases 1 to 1113 code for a protein of 370 amino acids. The record is from RefSeq and is a predicted model, not a curated record. Lineage: Eukaryota; Fungi; Ascomycota; Sordariomycetes; Xylariales; Xylariaceae.
AUGAAGAGAAGAUCCGCCAAAAAAUCAAGACACGGCUGUAGCGAGUGCAAAAGACGGCACGUGAAAUGCGACGAGACAAAACCAUCGUGCGCCAACUGUAACGUUCGUCAGCUGUCUUGCUCGUUUCUUCCCGCUCUGCCUGUCCCGUGCGGAGCUGCUCCCGCCGGAACCUCCCCUCACUCAUCAUGCCCGGCCUCAGGUGCAUCCGGGUCCGCGCAAUCUGGUCAAGCACCCCGGCGUGCAGCUGUAUUAGCACCUUGGUCCAUAUACGACCCGGCUUUCACAAUCAGUUCUCUAGCUGCUACUGAGCAAACAUUCAAAUUGCAUCACCUAGAGCUCUUGCAUAAUUUCAAGGUAGGCGUCCUGGGGGACAGCGUCUAUACGUCGUCGGCUGCCGAUGGCUACAUGUCCAUGACGGUGCGGGCCGCCGCGAGAGCCCCGUACUUGAUGGACCAGGCUCUCGCUGUAUCAGCCGCGCAUAUGAGUGUCAAGCGACCACAUCAGCGAUGUUUUUACCUAAAAGAGGCGGCGCAUCUACAAACACGUGCGCUCACCCUGUUCAACGCCGCUCAGGUCUUGAACACAACCGAUCACGAUCAUGUCCUGGCCCGCUUCGUCUUCUCCACGCUCCUCUCACAUCAAGUCCUUUUCGACGCAUUCUCAACCCGGAUCGAUUUUCCAACGCUUUUGGAUAGAUUAGUCGCUGCUCUCCGCAUCUGCGGUGGCGUUCGACUCAUGUGCGGAGAGUGGUGGCCAUUCAUCAUGACACAGUACCAAGAACAAGUUGGAAUCGAUCUUCUUCAUCAAUCUCUAAACGUGGCCGGCCCUGAAACCGCACUCAAAAAACCCAAUAAUAGGCGCUUCCGAGCAACGCGCUUACAUCAGUGGGCCGUUCGGGUGCCGUCGAGCUUCAUCAACCUUGUAGAGAAACGACAACCAGAGGCUCUCAUUAUCGUUGCAUACUACGCACUCCUCAUACACGAUGCGAAGGGCUACUGGGUAUCUGGCGGCGCCGGUGCCUUUAUCAUCCGUUCUAUCACCGCAUUCCUAGGCGAAUAUUGGGCACAGUGGCUAACAUGGCCAAAUGAAGUGCUAGAUUCUGUCGAAACCUAG